Molecule: messenger RNA, 1225 nt
Organism: Ambispora leptoticha
Lineage: Eukaryota; Fungi; Glomeromycota; Glomeromycetes; Archaeosporales; Ambisporaceae
Source: the annotation of a GenBank genome assembly
UGUUGGCGCAAUCUAUUUAACUCUGUUAAACCUUUCUCGCCAUAUUCGUUAUUUGAAACAUAACAUAAUACUUGUUGGAAUAAUUCCUGGACCAUCUGAACUAUCAGUAACAGAAAUUCAUCAUUAUCUAGAACCAAUAGUACAUGAAUUAGAGUUAUUGUGGAAAGGAGUAACUGUAAAAACCACCAGAUAUCCACAAGGUCAUCUAUUUCGGGGUGCUUUAAUUCUUAUUGCAUGUGAUACACCUGCAGCAAGAAAGGUAUCUGGUGUAUCCCCGCUUGACAAUGAAAUGCACAAACAAUUUGCCUUUAGUUGGAGAAAUGGAAGUAAAGCUGGACAGACUCGUAUAUUUGCAGAAUAUGGAAUCCGAUAUUCACCAUUGGUCAAGCUACCUUAUAUGGAUCUUAUACGCUUUGUCGUUAUAGAUCCUAUGCACAAUUUGUAUCUUGGAACGGCAAAAAGGAUGACACAUUAUUGGACGGAUACCUCAAAGAAAUUCAAGAAAUCAUUGAUACCAAUCCACCACCUUCGUAUUCCACACAAGAUUGCUGCAGGCUUUUCAUCAUUCACAGCUGAUCAAUGGCAUGUUUGUUUGUGCGAAUGCUUUGUGGGGCAACGAAUCAUAACUGUUGAGGACAUUCGAAGAGGCCAUGAUUUUAUGCUACAAUUCUUGCAUCUUACCGAAUCUCUUUGUGGUCCAGAAUUAUUACACCAAAUAUGUACAUGCACACACAUCUACACGAAUGCUUGGAAGACUAUGGCCCAAUUUAUGGUUUUGGUGUUUCUGAUACGAGCGAAUGAAUGGCGAAUUCGAAGUAUCAAAGAUUACGCCAAGAAUUUCACAAACAAUGGCGACCAAGCUAGGUCAUUUACAAUCACGUGCCAAGAUAUCGGUUGGGAGUUUAGGAUAGCAUCAAUUUCGGUACAAGCUGCGCUUGAUUUUCCAUGUGAUCCUAAACCAGAUCAAAAUGCAAUCCGUGUGAGUAAUAUGGUGGAAUGUUUUGCUGCAAUUCAAUUGGGAGACGAGAUCUUAGGCUCACGAGUUUCACGCUCCGACCUGAGUCCUUAUGUCAUUAUUUCUUGUAUCGAUGAAAUACGAAGAGCUGGUGAGAUUGUUAGAUCCGUGUAUCAUUGGCCCGCGCAAGGAUGUAUUAUUUUAAGCACUGUGUCUUUACCAAAGGAAACGAAUUCUGAUCAAACAAAUUCAAGUUCUACAGAACAUUGA